AUGAGUGCUCCUCCAACUAGUACACAGAUGACUUCGAGCGGUAUCAGUGCUAAACAGACGGGUACACAAAUGGCGCCAAGCACCGUGGUGGGGAAGCGCCGUCGUCUGGGGGGAGAAGACGAAGAAGGUCUACAAGAGAAACACAUUAAUGAUAGCUUCUCUGAUUCUGAGAAUGAAGAAGAUUCAGACGGAUACCUCAUGCAUGAGGAUGUUCUGGAACGGAAACAAAAGAAAACUGUCAAGUUGAAAGUAAUGACGCAAGUGAGACAUCGAAAUGAAGGGAUAGGGAAGAUAGCCGGAGAUCAUCCAGUCCCAAAAGCAGCAACUCCGCUUUCUAGAGCCAUCCAUGAGUAUGUUCGAAUGCUCAUGGGCAUCCCACGAAAAUCAAGAGGCUCUUCAGCCGCUGAACACGCCGCGAUGAAAAAAUUACCAGAUGCUCCAUCGCCUGAAGAACUCCAUGUUUGGGAGACUCGAAGACAAAGACGAGAGGUGUUUAUCAGGGAGGCACAGGACAAGGCCUUGAAAAAAUACCUUGCAAAAAAACCUCCUGGUUUCAAAAUAAACCAAAAGCAGAAGAGAACUGUCGAAAAGGACGCCGCAGAGAUGGCGACUCUGAAAAAUCCGAUGCAUCCGGUCAUCUUCUCGUCUCGCAUCUCGUCUGGUAGUCGCUCAAAAUAUGCCCAUCACUUCGCGGUACAAUGCGAGUCCACCUUGGCGAUGGCAGGGUUGCCAAGAUGUACCUUUGAUUGGGAAGCAUCCUAUGAUACACCUUGGAAUCAAGCAACUGCUACGAUCAUUCUAUCUCACUGGGUCAAGGUUUACAAAGCAGGCGGCGCAAGAGGAUUUGGUAUUCUUUCCACGGAGAACACUGCUUCAGAUCGUGAAGAAAUCCUUCGUCGCUGGUGUGGUAAUAAGGCUACAAAAUUCCGAGAACAGAAUUGA
This is a messenger RNA of Melampsora larici-populina 98AG31, 942 nucleotides long. RefSeq lists its product as uncharacterized. NCBI's taxonomy places the organism in Eukaryota, Fungi, Basidiomycota, Pucciniomycetes, Pucciniales, Melampsoraceae. The transcript has 3 exons. The record is from RefSeq and is a predicted model, not a curated record. Bases 1 to 942 code for a protein of 313 amino acids.